GCGGAGAUUCCCAUACUCAGCCAUCAUCCAAAGCUGUUUGGCAUUUCCACAGCCGGUUUCCUUGAAAACCCCAAUCGAACGAGUCCCAAAAUCUUCGAAGCCAAACGCCGCAAUCACUGUCUCCGGCAGAUCUGCUCCGACUCUCUGCCGGAAUCUCACGCCAGCCCGAGAGAGCUCACAGCUCAUACUAGUUCUUCGAGCUUCGGGGUUGGACCUCGGUGUUGAAAUGGGGGAUGGAAAUUCACCUCCCGAGUCGCCCAAAAAUAACUUGAACCAAGAGCUGGACCCUAGCUCGGUUCAGAACAUCGAGAGGUCUCUGGAGAGUAUAAUGAGAGAGUUCAACGAGUCAGCCUCGGUGGGGAAGGUACACAAGUUCUGGGAAACCCAGCCUGUGGGCCAGUACAAGGAUGUGGGGAACACGGGCCUGCCUGAAGGACCAAUUGAGGCCUCGACCCCGCUCUCAGAGGUCAAGCAAGAGCCAUAUAACCUGCCGAGCCCCUAUGAGUGGACCACAUGUGACAUGAACUCUGAGGAGACCUGCAAUGAGGUCUACAAUCUGUUGAAGAACAAUUACGUUGAGGAUGAUGAGAACAUGUUUAGGUUUAAUUAUUCGAAGGAGUUCCUGCAGUGGGCCUUGCACCCUCCGGGGUACUACACCAGCUGGCACAUUGGGGUCCGUGCUAAAGCAUCAAAGAAGCUUGUUGCGUUCAUAACGGGCGUGCCGGCAAGGAUCAAGGUACGUGACGAUGUAGUGAAAAUGGCAGAGGUUAACUUCUUAUGUGUGCACAAGAAGCUUCGAUCAAAGAGGCUUGCUCCGGUCAUGAUCAAGGAGGUCACUAGGAGGGUCCACCUGGAGAACAUCUGGCAGGCAGCUUAUACUGCUGGGGUGGUCUUGCCGACCCCUAUCACCACCUGUCAAUACUGGCAUCGAUCCCUGAACCCAAAGAAGCUCAUCGAGGUUGGGUUUUCCAGGCUUGGGGCUCGGAUGACUAUGAGCCGGACCAUUAAGCUCUACAAGUUGCCCGAUUCAACCGCUACCCCUGGAUUCAGGGCGAUGGAGCUCCGUGAUGUCCCUGCAGUAACGCGACUGCUGAGGAAUUAUUUGGCUCGUUUUGUGGUAGCUCCUGAUUUUGAUGAGGACGAUGUAGAGCACUGGCUCCUUCCGAGGGAGAACGUGAUGGACACCUUCUUGGUUGAGAGCCCAGAGACCCACGAGGUCACAGAUAUUUGCAGCUUCUACACCCUACCCUCAACGAUCCUUGGGAAUCAGAACCACUCAACCCUGAAGGCAGCUUAUUCAUACUACAACGUCUCCACAAAAACUCCGCUGCUUCAGCUGACCAAUGAUGCGCUGAUCAUCGCAAAGCAGAAGGACUACGAUGUGUUCAACGCUCUUGAUGUGAUGGAAAACGAGUGCUUCCUCAAGGAGCUGAAGUUUGGGCCGGGUGAUGGGCAGCUUCACUAUUACCUGUAUAACUAUCGUUUGAAACACGCCAUUAAACCUUCCGAGCUGGGGCUCGUGCUUUUGUAGUCUGGCUUGGCCGAGGUAGUACAACAGGUGUUUCAGUUUUCCUUAUUGAGACUAUGAAUGCCCCCUGUCCCAUUUGAGAAAUGUUGUUUCAGAACAGAAGCUAUUUUGCAGGAUGAACUUAAAUGUUACUUUCUGCAUUUCAACCAUUGUUUAUUUC
Molecule: messenger RNA, 1688 nt
Organism: Punica granatum (pomegranate)
Lineage: Eukaryota; Viridiplantae; Streptophyta; Magnoliopsida; Myrtales; Lythraceae
Source: RefSeq, a predicted model, not a curated record